Messenger RNA from Sturnus vulgaris (Common starling), 3186 nucleotides. It is a transcript of the gene CHADL, whose product is annotated as chondroadherin like. The record is from RefSeq and is a predicted model, not a curated record. Gene Ontology annotation, cellular component: plasma membrane. Gene Ontology annotation, molecular function: protein binding. Lineage: Eukaryota; Metazoa; Chordata; Aves; Passeriformes; Sturnidae.
UCUUCCUCAUUAAUAACUUGUGAAAUCGUAGUGUGAGAGCAAGAGAAAGUGAGACCUGCCCCACUAGGCGAUAGCAGCAGCCCUUUUGGCACAGGGGGUACCAAGCAGGCAAUGCUGUUUGGGAAUGCCUGGCCUCUCUCCUGGCCUUACUGCUGUCUCUCCCCCAGUCACAGGUGCCCUCCAACAUGGGGCCAUCCUGGGGGCUCCUCCUGCUCGCAGCGGCCCUGGGGGCGACCACUGCUGCUCGCUGCCCUGCACCCUGUGUCUGCGAUAACCUCCGUGCCCAUGUCCUGUGUCUCAAUGGGAGCCUGACUGCCAUCCCUGACACCAUCCCAGAGCUCACCAGAGAACUAGACCUUCGGGGCAACAGUUUCAUGGUCAUCCCAGCCAGAGCCUUCCUUGCCACCCCCUACCUGACACACUUAGACCUGCAGCGUUGCAAGGUGGAGAGGCUGGAGGAAGGGGCUUUCCGGGGUCUGGGGAGGCUUGUCUACCUCAACCUGGCCUCCAAUGGCAUAGUCCUCCUCUACCAGGAGUCCCUGGACGGGCUCUCCUCCCUCCAGCAGCUCAUUCUGGCGGGGAAUCGCAUUGAGGAGAUACAGCCUGGUGCUUUUGGCCAUCUGGGGUCCCUCACUGUCCUCGACCUGAGGGAAAAUGCUUUGGUCUACCUCCCAGACAUGGUCUUCCAGGGUCUGCAGGUUCUUAGAUGGCUCCGGCUGUCCCACAAUGCCCUCCAUGUGCUGGGCAGUGAGGCCUUUGCUGCUCUGCCUGCCCUGCGCAGGCUGAGCCUGGACCACAAUGAGCUGCAGGCACUGCCUGGUGAGGCCCUGGCCAGGCUGGACGGGGCUACUUGGCUAGACCUGGGCCACAACCCCAUCACCUACGUGGCCGAGGAAGCCCUGGCUAUGGCGUCGCUGAGGCACCUCUUCCUGGACCAUGCCUCCCUCCAGGAUGUGGCACCCGAUGCCUUCGCCCGCAGUCCCCAGCUCCGUAUUCUGGACCUCCGGGAAAACCAGCUGCAGGGGCUGCCACCCCUAGCUGGGGUUGGGGGGCUGGUAAGGGUCAGCCUGGAUGGGAACCCUCUGCUCUGCUCCUGCUUCCUGCGCCCCUUCCACAAAUGGCUGGCAAGGGCACGGGUGCAGGCCGAGGGUGCCUGUGCUGCACCCCCUACCCUCCGUGGCCGGUCCCUUGACUCCCUGAAGUCCCUUGAGAUGAGAUGCAGUCGCCUUCGGCCACCCCCUAGCCCCACGGCACCACCAGAGCAACCAAGGGCAGCCGGCAGCAGGCAAUGUCCCCAGGGAUGUGUCUGCUCCCCCGAUUUCCAUCAUGGGUCCUGCGAGAACAGGAACCUUCAGGAGAUCCCUCGGGACUUCCCUGAGAACACCCGCCUUCUCGACCUGCGCCGAAACCCCUUCAGGACAGUGCCACCGGAUGCCUUCCCUGGCCUGAAGGAGCUGGUGUCACUCCACCUGCAGAGAUGCAGCAUCAGGGUGCUGCACCCCGGGGCGCUCCGGGGGCUUGAGAGCUUGGUCUACCUGUACCUCACCAACAACCACAUCUCCACCCUGGCAGCUGCUGCCUUUGAAGGGGCCCCGCAGCUGGCCUACCUCGACCUGGACCACAACGCCUUCACCCGUGUGCCUGCAGGCACCUUCCGGCUCCUGCCCAACCUCAUCUCCCUCCAUCUGCAGCACAACGCCAUCAAGGAACUGGCAGAGGGUGACCUGGCUGGAGCAAAGGGGCUCCGCUGGCUCUACCUAGCUGGGAAUGCCAUCAGGCACAUUGCCCCUGCUGCCCUGGCUCCCACCAAGAUGCUGGAAAAGCUGCAGCUGGAAGGAAACCACCUAUCGGAGGUGCCCACAGCAGCCCUGUUGGGCCUGCCUGCCCUGAGUGAGUUGAAGUUGUCCCGAAACCCCAUCAAGCACAUGGGGGACAGUGUCUUCCUGCCAGUGGCCUCCAGCCUGCAGCAUCUCUACCUGGACAACAUGGGCCUGGAGCGGAUUUCCCCCCAUGCCUUCACUGGCCUCGGUCCCAAGAUCAGAAGCCUCCACCUGGAGAGCAACAAAAUGAGUAACAUACCUGACAUGAGCAACUUCACGGGGUUGGAGAUCCUCAACCUGCGGGACGUGCCCUUCCACUGUGACUGCCAGCUCCUUCCGCUGCACAGGUGGAUCAACCAACUCAACCUCCGUGUAGGGGCCAUCUGUGGGUCCCCUGAGGAAGCCAAGGGGCUGAAGGUGAAGCUUUCCACCACUUUCCAAACUUGUCCUGGCUGGGGACAAAGCAAGGCUGGGGAAACCAAUCCUAACAAGAAUACGGCUGCAAGCAAGUCCAGCAAGAAAAAGAGGUCGGGAAAAUCUCCAGCCAGAGGCUUCAGUAAGAGCAAAGUUUAGGGUUUCUUAAAGUGUGUAAGAUAUGUGCUGGACACAACAGGGCCAUACCUACAGUCUGGCUAGAGCAGUUUUUAUAGAUUUGUCCCCACCAUGGAAACAUGAAUAUUGCCCAAGGUGCAAAGGAGAGCUUGGUGCCACCAAAACAAUGCUGAUUUGCCAAAUAUGCAGGGUUUGGUUUUGCAGGACACAGAGGCACAUUCCAUAGAGUCUGCAGCAUGCUUUGCUGAUGCAAACAAUGAAGCCAAAUACUUGCUUCUUCCUUCCAAAGCUUCCUCCAGCCAUGUGGAAAAGCUGCUAUCCACAAAUUUGGUUUUGUUUUUGAGAGCAUUUUCACAGCUUCCAAAAUCAUAGAAGAACCCUGAGUGGGACUGCAACCAGCACCAUCCAGUAAGGUCCUGCACUGGCACAAAUCUUAUUCUUGAAAGCUUAAAAAUUAUUAGUCAAAAUGUUGCCUUAAUUCCCAGCAGUUCAUCAGAAUUAAAAUAUAUGCACAUGGAAGCCUUUUUAUUUCCUGCAGAAUUUGAUCAGUGAUCCAUAAGUGAUCCCAUGAUCUGGAAUGUGCUCAACCUACUCCACAUGACUGCAUAGGUUGGGACCUAUGAAGUUUGUUUAAAUUGAAAAGGCUUCAAAAGAUAAAUUUACAGGUAAAGACACGUUUUGACUAACUCUGCAUUUCGGUGGCCUGGAAAGCAAUACGCAAGCCUUGGGCCUCUUCCUGAAGUUGGUCACGGGGCUUUAGGGUACAGAUUGUAGAUCAAAUUUACAGUACAACUGUUCAAAUAAUUAAAAACUC